Molecule: messenger RNA, 395 nt
Organism: Sorex fumeus (smoky shrew)
Lineage: Eukaryota; Metazoa; Chordata; Mammalia; Eulipotyphla; Soricidae
Gene: CXCL17
Product: C-X-C motif chemokine ligand 17
Exons: 4
Coding region: 36-395 (119 amino acids)
Biological process (GO): positive regulation of macrophage chemotaxis; positive regulation of monocyte chemotaxis; macrophage chemotaxis
Source: RefSeq, a predicted model, not a curated record
UCUUCAAGGGGCUGAUAGGAGCACCACCAGUCACAAUGAAAGUUCUCAUCACUUCCUUUCUUCUGCUGCUGCCACUAAUGCUGACGUCCAUAGUCUCCGGCCGCCCAAAUUCAGGGGUCGCCAGAGGUUAUAAGGACCAACGCCAGCGAUCUGGGAGGUGGCUCCAGGAAGGUGGCCAAGAAUGUGAGUGCAAAGAUUGGUUCGAGAGAGCUUCCAAAAGGAAACUCAUGGCAGUGACUGCGCUGCCAAAGAAGCAAUGUCCCUGUGAUCAUUUCAAGAGCAACAUGAAGAAAACCCGACACCAAAGGCACCACAGGAAGUCAAACAAGCGCUCCAGGGACUGUCAGCAAUUUCUCAAAAAAUGUCAGCUAGCAAGCCUCUCUUUGCCUUUAUAA